CUCCCUCUCUCUCUUUUGUGGGUCUGCCCAACCUCUUCUACCUUCCAACACACCUUCUUCUCGCUUUAAAACCUUCCAUUGUCCAGCAUUUUCAGUUCCUCUUUCAAUAUCGUUUUGUAAAGCGCCACAAUGGAAAGCCAUGAAUUCUCAAUUCCAUCAACACCGCCACCAUUGCCUCCGCUUAACCCUAAUUCUCCCUAUCUAUUCACGCCUUCGCUUCCAUCUUCGUCACUGCAUCCUCCUCUUGAACCUCAAAUACUUCCGGACAUUGACUGGGCUACCAUCUUUUCUGGGCAAUCAGGGGUGUGUGAGAACGGUCUGAUGAUGGAAAGUAGCUGCAUCAUGGCUGAGAAUCGAAGUGAGGAAGAAAAGGGAUAUAAGGAGAAUAAGAGGAAAAGCAGCAGAGUGAAAAAAGCCAGCCGGCCAAGGUUUGCGUUUCAGACUAGGAGUGCUGAUGAUAUCCUUGAUGAUGGUUACAGGUGGAGAAAAUAUGGACAGAAAGCUGUGAAGAAUAGCACAUAUCCCAGGAGCUAUUACCGCUGCACACAUCACACAUGCAACGUUAAAAAGCAGGUGCAGAGGCUAUCAAAAGACACGAGCAUCGUGGUGACAACUUAUGAGGGAAUUCACAACCAUCCCUGUGAGAAAUUAAUGGAAACCCUAACACCUCUUCUCAAGCAAAUGCAAUUCCUUGCUAGGUUCUAAUUAAUUAAUAGUCUCACUCAUUCACUUGUCUGUGCAUUAGUUUUAUAUAUGCUUGAUUACUUUCUUUCUUACCAUGUAAUUUAGUGUGAACUUCUUUGCAAAUGGACCAAUAAGGAAGUUGAGUUUAUCAAUCUAUACAUUUGUAUUUUGUUGCAAA
Mangifera indica (mango) is the source of this 862-nucleotide messenger RNA. RefSeq names its product probable WRKY transcription factor 43. Bases 130 to 705 code for a protein of 191 amino acids. The transcript is spliced from 2 exons. Gene Ontology annotation, molecular function: DNA-binding transcription factor activity; sequence-specific DNA binding. The record is from RefSeq and is a predicted model, not a curated record. Gene Ontology annotation, biological process: regulation of DNA-templated transcription. Lineage: Eukaryota; Viridiplantae; Streptophyta; Magnoliopsida; Sapindales; Anacardiaceae.